GAAAAAUUAAUAAAAGUUUUACAUUUUCCUAAAGGCGAACUUUAAACGAUGCGAGAGAAAAAAAAAAACUCUGAACUAAGCUCUGCCCUACUCGAAAUAGUAGAAAGAGAGAACAAAUUGCAAUCACAACAACUCUCAGUUCAUUCUGCUAAUUUCCAAUGCUUUUCGAGUUCUAAAGGUCUCAGCAAUUUUGGGAUUUCCUUGUUCUAAGUUGCUCUUCCUUUUGAGGUAAUAGGAAGGAUUGUAAAGGACACUAUUCUUCUCGAUAACAUGCCAUGCCUUGGUGUUUGGCAAAAAUUUGUUCACCUCUUCCACGAAGCAGGGUAAAAAUUGGAUCUUUUUCUCAUUUGUGUGCCUUGUCUAAAGCAUUUCAUGGCAAUCCCAGAAGCAGAACAUCACCAAAUUCACAUACUUCUGGCGAGGAAACGGAGAAGAGUAUCCAUUCAAUUUUGACAAUUGACCGUUGGGAGUCAUUGAAUCGGAUGGGUUACAAAAUGACUUCAUUGAGACCAGUUCAUGGGAGAUUAGCUCUGAAAAUUUUGAAUUGGGUCAUCAAGCAACCAGGUUUGGAGCUCAGCCAUGUACUUCAUAUGUAUUGUAUUACAGCCCACAUACUUAUUCGGGCUGGGAUGGUUAACUCAGCUAAGUCUAUUUUAAGGCAUACAUCUGAAUUGAGUUUUUGUUCAAGUGAUGUUCUUGAUGCUUUGAUGAACACCUAUCGUCUUUGUAAGUCCAACCCUUCAGUUUUUGACAUUUUGAUUAGGAUUUAUUUAAAGAAGGGUUUGGUUAAGGAUGCUUUGGAGACAUUUUCUUUCAUGUGCUUUCGCAAAUUUAGGCCAUCUGCAGAUACUUGUAAUAUGAUGCUAAGUGUUAUUAUGAAGCGCGGAGGCAUAGGUUCUGUAUGGUUGUUUUUCAAGGAAAUGAUGGCGAAUAGUGUGUGCCCUAAUGUAAGGACCUUUAAUAUACUGUUACAAGCUCUUUGUGUGGAGGGGGAGUUUAUGAAAGCAGGAUUUUUGUUGAGCAAGAUGGAAGAAAGUGGUUAUGCUCCUAAUGUAGUUACUUAUAAUACAUUACUCAACUGGUUUUGCAAGGAAGGAAGAUACAAAACUGCUUCUGAGCUGAUUGAUCGAAUGAGUUCCAAGGGUCUUCAAGCGGAUGUGUGUACAUAUAACAUGCUAAUAUAUGAACUUUGUAGAAAAGGUAGGAGUGCAAAAGGUUAUUUGUUGUUGAAAAAGAUGAGGAAGAGGAUGAAGUUACCAAAUGAAGUUACCUAUAAUACACUUAUUAAUGGGUUCAUCAAAGAGGGAAACAUUGGAGUUGCUACUAAGCUUUUCAAUGAGAUGUUGAGUUUUGGCCUCUCACCAAAUUGUAUCACGUACAACUCCUUGAUUGAUGGGAUCUCACAAGGAGGAUAUUUAGACGAGGCUUUGAAACUUCUAAAGAAAAUGGAAUUAAGAGGCCUGCAAACUAAUGAAGUUAGUUAUGGUGCCAUUCUGAACGGAAUGUCUAAGCAUGGUAAGUUAGAUUCGGCCAGAAAUCUACUUGAUAGAAUGAGAGUCAAGGGUAUUGUAGUUAGUCCACAUUCAUAUACAAUGCUGAUAGAUGGGCUAUGCAAGAAGGGAAUUCUCGAUGGAGGUCUAGAAGUAUUUGAUAUAAUGUGUGAAGAUGGAGUAUAUCCAGACGUCAUCACAUACUCAGUACUUGUAAAUGGAUUUUGUAGAGCUGGAAUGUUCAAAAACUCGAAAGAGAUAAUUUGCAAAAUGUACAAAUCUGGAUUGUUUUUAAAUAAUACUAUGUACAGAACUGUAUUAUAUCAUUUUUGCAAGCAGAGAGACAUCAACGAAGCAAUGAGAAUCUAUGAAGUGAUGCAUCAUAUUGGUCAUGUUCCUGAUCUCUUUGUUUGUAAUUCGUUAGUUUCAUCUCUUUGUAAGUCUGGGAAGGUGAGAGAGGCAGAAAAUUUUGUGCAGCACAUGCGUAGUAUGGGCAUAAUUCCGGAUGCAGUUACUUUUGAUACCAUUAUUGGUUGCUAUGCUGCCAAGGGUGACGGGCUGAAAUCAUUUUCCCUUUUUGAUGAAAUGAUUGACUGUGGUACUCAUCCUAGCUUUUACACAUAUCAGAUUCUUUUAAAGGCACUUUGCAAAGGGGGGCAUCUUGAAUUGGCUGUACAGUUUUUUGAUAAACUUCAACAUAUUCCUUUUAUGGUAGAUACUUCAGUAUAUAACAUGUUACUAGCUGAGACAAGUAAAUCAGGCCAUCUCCAGUUGACAUUUAGCCUUUUAGAUGAGAUGAUUAAAAACAAUAGGCUGCCUGAUAGUUAUACGUACACCAGUAUUCUUGCAGGAUUAUGCAAAAAGGGCAAGAUUGUUCCAGCGAUGAUGUUGUUUGGACGAGAAUUAGAAAGAGGAACGUUUGAUUCAUGUGAAGCAAUCGCAUAUACCUGCAUAAUCAAGGGACUUUUUAAGAGUGGCCACACAAAGGCUGCAGGUUAUUUCUAUGAUCAGAUGGUAAAAGAGGGUGUUGAGCUUGAUGUAGCUUUAUUAAACACAAUGAUUGAUGGUUAUUCCAGAAUAGGACAAGUUGAAAAGGCCAGCAGUUUCUCAUCAAUGAUGACUGACAUGAAUCUGUGCCCUGAUUUGGCUACAUAUAAUGUUCUUUUACAUGGGUAUGCCAAACAAAAUAACCUGACAGAAUGCUUUACCUUAUAUGGCACCAUUAUGAGGAAAGGACUUCUCCCUGAUAAAUUGACAUACCAUUCUAUAAUUUUGGGACUAAGUGAAAUGGGGAUGUUGGAUGUUGGAGUCAAGUUCUUUAAGAAAAUGAUUCAGGAGGGGAUUUUGGCCGAUAACUUGACAUUAAACUUGAUAAUUGCCAAAUUCUGUGAGAGGGGGGAAAUGGAAAAGGCCUUUGAACUUUUGAACAUCAUGAGUUCUAUUGGGGUUUCUGUCAAUGGAGAUACUUUUAGCUCCUUGAUUAAGGGCUUCAGAAGAACAUUAAAUUCCCAAGGAUCUCUUCUCAUUUUUAAGGAAAUGUUGGAAAGGGGUCUUACACCUACAGGAAGACAAUACAGUAGCCUAAUUACUGGCCUUUGUAGAGCUGGAAGAACGCGCGAGGCAUUCAAGCUCAAAGAUGAGAUUGAGGCUCUUGGCUUGAGCUCCAGAAACAUAGCUGAAAGUGGUAUGGUUAGAGGCCUUGUGAAACGUGGAAAAACAGAGGAAGCCAUGUUUCUUCUGGAAUGUAUGCUACGGGCAGAGCUUGUCCCAUCUGUUGCUACAUUUACAAGUCUUAUGCAUCAGCUUUGCAAUGAAUCUAAGCUUUCCAAAGCAUUAGAGUUAAAAAACCUAAUGGAACUUCAUGGUAGGAGGCCUGAUACUGUUGCUUACAAUGUUCUCAUUACUGGGCUCUGUGCUGGCUAUGACUUUCUUCAAGCGUUUGAUCUGUAUGAGGAAAUGAAGCAGAGGAGAAUCUGCCCAAAUAUGAGAACCUUUCUUGUGCUUCUAAAUGCUGUUAUUUCUGUAAAUGACCAAGUGAAGGGUGAAUUACUUUUGCUGGAUAUACAGAAAAGGGGAUUAAUAAGUGAAGUUUCAUCUGAUGAAGAUUGGCACAAAGCCUUGAUGGUUGCAAAGGAUAAAUUAAACUUCUUACACCGAAGAAAAAAGUGAUCAUGCCGAGAAAAAUAUCUGGCACAGAUAGUAGGCACAGUUCAGCCCUUCUGGAAAGGGUUGCCCAAUUAUCCUCAUUUUGCUUUCUCAUUUCUUACUAGCUUCUGAGUAGAUAUAUCACAAGGAUCCCGAUCAAGGUGUAGUUUGCAUCUUGGAACAGAAGCUUUUACUAGUCGAAUGACUUCAUGGAUAUGCUGCGUAUGGCAGUGAGUCUUUGUUUUAUAAGAGAUAAAGCAAAUGGUGGUUCUAUACUAUCAUCAUUAUCAAUUAACAUGAUCUUGAUUCUGCUGCCUCUGGAAUUUCUGAUUUUCAGGCUUGGCUGUUUUGAGUUGCAACUCAUACCGAAAGCUUGUGCUGAGCAGGUCAUCAUUGAGUUUCUGGAAUCAAUAUCAAGUGGCAACUAGCAUCAUAGUGUGAUUAUUGAUUACAGCCAUUAGUCAAACUUUCACUGCCUCUGGUUAGCAGGCUUCUAGACCAAGGUACUUCUCAAUAAUGUCUUGUUAUAUACCUGCAUUUUCGAUUGACCUCUUAUUUCCUGGCAGACUGUCUAAAGUUCCAGCUUCUUACGCCGUUUGCCAUUACAAUUUCGAUCAUUGGCGUUUUUUCAACAAGACCAUGUUUUCUGGUGCUUUAGGCAGUUCAGGUGUGAACGAAUGAGCCAUGAUAUGUUAUGCAGAUCAGAUAUGAGGACCUGGUUUAUCAUAUACUAUGGAAAAAGUUUUAAACUUUGUGAGCUCUGAUUAUUGUUCUUUCUGAUGUUUCCCCUUUCACCUCCCAAAUAAAUGAAGACAAAUAAGUUUCAAGUUGCGCUUAGGAUUAAAACAAAAAAACUGCCGAAGCCAUGGUUUGUUGCAGUAAAGAUAGCCAUUCUGACCUUGAUGUUGGAGGAGCUCUAUGGUUGGUGGGAAUAUAAUUGUAAGCAGUAUUUUGUUGCAACUUCUUCAACAUCAUUGAUGAAAAGAAUAAUUUGGUGGUUUGUUGGUGUUGGUGGACAGGAAUAUGACAUUAGCUGUGGGUAUAAAAACUCUUGGUAGUUGACCUUGCAUCACAAAAUAUUGUAUACGCUGGUGUACUGUCCAUCCUUUCAUUAUUACAUUAGUUUGUUCCCUUAUGUCCGAACCCAUCAUUUCCAUUGAUUUGAUGGUUUGUUUUCCCUUUUUCUAUGUUCCACCUUCUUUAAUCUCAGCACAGUUAUGAUGGCUGAAAAAUGGCUUCCCCCACCCCCUCAUAUUGAGUGUGUUUUCAGUUUUUCCCACGAUUCAAAUCUAACUUAAAAAGUUGAGUAGUAUCGGUACCAAUGUGACACAAACAGGAAUCAUGUAACAGGAUGUUGUAAUUUUUGUGGAUUAAGAAUUGUAAUUGUAAUUGUAAAACACGGUUCAGUUGUAACUUAAAAUAACAAGACAAGAAAUAUAUAUAUAUAUAUAUAUAUGUAGUAUUGAAAAG
Messenger RNA from Oldenlandia corymbosa var. corymbosa, 5105 nucleotides. Lineage: Eukaryota; Viridiplantae; Streptophyta; Magnoliopsida; Gentianales; Rubiaceae. The record is from the annotation of a GenBank genome assembly.